UAACAAAAUAUUGAGAUCAAGGUCACAGCUCAACCACAAGUGUGAUCCUGAGUCAUCACAAAAUCAUUCCUGUAAAAAACGCAGGAAACAACUGGAAUUCUUUAAAUGCCCCGAGUGUGGGAAAUGUUUUAAAACAAAGUCAAACAUGAUAAGGCACCAGAGAAUCCACACAGAGGAGAAACAAUUUGUCUGUAACAAAAGAUUGAGAUCAAGGCCACAGCUCAACCACAAGUGUGAUCCUGAGUCAUCACAAAAUCCUCCCUGUAAAAAACGCAGGACAUUCUGUAAAUGCCCCAAGUGUGGAAAAUGUUUUAAAACAAAGUCAGUCAUGAUUGAGCACCAGAGAAUCCACGCAGUGAACGGACCUUUUUUCUGCAUUGUUUGUAACAAAAAAUUGAGAUCAAGGUCACAGCUCGGCCACAAGUGUAAUCCUAAGGCAUCACAAAAGUAUCCCCUUAAAAAUCGUAAAAAAGGCAAGAAAUCACUGAGAUUAUGUGAAUACCCCAAGUGUGGAAAAGAAUUUCGAUGUAAGUCACGCCUGAUAAGGCACCAGAGAACCCACACAGGGGAGAAACCUUACAGCUGCUCAGAUUGUGGUAAAACAUUUACAAGCAAAACGUCUCUUAGUAGACACACGAUAGGUCAGACAGGAGAGAAACCCUUCAGAUGCUCAUAUUGUAGUAAGUUUUUUAAUCAUGCAUGUCUGCGCUACCACAUGAAAUCUCACACUGGAGAGAAACCAUUUGAUUGCCCAAUGUGUGGUAAAAAAUUUGCAUACAAAGUACAUCUAGAGUCCCACAUUAGAGUGCAUAUAGGGGACAAACUUACAGAAAGAGAAAGUCUGAGCCAAUACAUGGCAUUAUAUACAGGGGUAAACAGGGUGGUAAAGAAGGACGACCCAGAUCCUCCACACAUUAAAGAGGAACAGGACGAAGUCUGGACCAUUCAGGAGGGAGAUCACCUUCAAGCACUGGAGGAGGCUGAUAUCACCAAGUUUACAUUCACUCCUGUUCCUGUGAAGAGUGAAGAUGAUGAAGAGAAACCUCAGUCCUCACAGCUUCAUCAAACACUAACUGAGGUGAUAACAACAGAAGCUGAUGGAGAGGACUGUGGAGGAUCACAAGCAGACAGGAACUCACAUCCAGAUACACAUUUACUACCUGAUACUGAGGACACGACUUCAGACUCUUACACCUCACAGUCUCAUGUGAGGUGUAAGACUGACAGGAAACGAUUAAACCCCUCUGAGAACGAUAAAGCUUUUACAGAAAGAGAAAGUCUGAGCCAAUACAUGGCAUUACACACAGACGUAAACAGGGAGGUAAAGAAGGAGGACCCAGAUCCUCCACACAUUAAAGAGCAAGAGGAGGAAGUCUGGACCAUUCAGGAGUGAGAUCAGCUUCAAGAACUGGGGGAGUCUUUUAACCCUCAACAGUUUUGACAGAUUUUUGAAAAU
This is a messenger RNA of Scomber scombrus (Atlantic mackerel), 1456 nucleotides long. Its product is annotated as zinc finger protein 665-like. The record is from RefSeq and is a predicted model, not a curated record. Gene Ontology annotation, molecular function: RNA polymerase II cis-regulatory region sequence-specific DNA binding; DNA-binding transcription factor activity, RNA polymerase II-specific. Lineage: Eukaryota; Metazoa; Chordata; Actinopteri; Scombriformes; Scombridae. Bases 146 to 1393 code for a protein of 415 amino acids. The transcript has a single exon. Gene Ontology annotation, biological process: regulation of transcription by RNA polymerase II.